AUGGCUAAUGCGAAGGACCUAGCCGGGCAGGCCUUCAGCCGACCGAGACUCGAGUCUCUGCUCAAGCGCCGCUUCUUCUUCGCCGAGUCGUUUGAAAUCUACCGCACCUCGGCCAUUCACAUUGCCGACAACCGUGGCCUGUACGACUAUGGCCCGCCGGGCUGUGCCUUGCAGGCCAACAUUGUCAACGAAUGGCGCAAUCACUUCGUUAUCGAAGAGAACAUGAUGGAGCUCGACUGUACCGCCAUUACGCCCGAGCCGGUGCUCAAGACGAGCGGCCAUGUGGACAAGUUUGCCGACUGGAUGUGCAAGGACCCCGUCAAGGGUGACUACCUCCGGGCCGACCACCUCGUCGAGUCCGUGCUCGAGUCCAGGUUGGCCAAACACCAGAUGACGGUAGAGGACGGCAAGCCAAAAGCAGGCGGGCUUGACUAUGCCACAGCCAAGGAAUACGAAGGGAUUCUCGCCAAGAUUGACAACUACGAUGGCGCUGGACUUGGCCAGCUCAUCAAGCAGCAUGACAUUCGCAACCCAGACGGCAACGGGGAGGUCCUCCCGCCUAUUGCCUUCAAUCUUAUGUUCAAGUCCACCAUCGGCCCAAGCGCCUCGGCCCCGGUCUACCUCAGACUCGAGACAGCACAGGGCCAGUUCCUCAACUUCAAGAAGCUUCUCGAGUUUAGCCAGGGAUCUAUGCCGUUUGCCUCGGCGACUAUCGGCAAGUCGUAUCGAAACGAAAUCUCCCCCCGCUCAGGCCUCCUCCGGGUCAGAGAGUUCCUCAUGGCUGAAAUCGAGCAUUUUGUCGAUCCAGAGACGAGCAAGUCUCAUGAGCGCUUCCCCGAAGUAUCCCAUAUCGUGUUGCCAUUCCUGGAUAGUGAGACCCAGCUGUCUGGGAAAUCUGCUAUCAAGACCAUGUCUAUUGGCGACGCGGUUCAGACGAAGCUCGUGGAUAACGAGACGCUUGGAUACUUCCUCGCGCGCGUCCAUUUUUUUCUGUUAAAGAUCGGAGUAGAUGGAAGCAAGAUCCGAUUCCGACAGCAUCUCGCCAACGAAAUGGCGCAUUACGCUUGUGAUUGCUGGGAUGCGGAGCUCCUCACGAGCUACGGGUGGAUCGAAUGCGUCGGUUGCGCAGAUCGGAGCGCCUACGAUCUCUCCGUUCACUCAAAGGCCACCGGCACGGCCCUCGUGGUCAGGGAACCGCGUGCAGAGCCUCUCAAGGUGGAGGAGUGGCAGGCGGUGCUCGACAAGAAGCUCCUCGGGCCGCAGUUCAAAAAAGACGCGAAAAGGAUCGAGGCCGCUGUUGCAUCGCUGGGUCAGCAAGCCCUUGAUCGGUUGGCUGCCGAAAUGGCAGAGAAAGCCGUCAUCUCGGUCUCGACAGAGGAGCUGGCCAGCGGCAGCAGCACCGUUGAGCUUUCCAGGGACGUUUGUACCAUCAAGAGGGUGACUCGGGUCGAGAAGCUGCGUCAGUACACGCCCAACGUAAUAGAGCCAUCGUUUGGAAUCGGACGUAUCGUUUAUAGCCUUCUGGAACACAUCUACUGGCAUCGGCCGCAGGACGACGACCGAGGAGUUCUUUCAUUACCCGUUUCGGUCGCACCCACCAAGGUUCUCAUCGUUCCGCUCUCGAACCAUGCCUCGCUUCAGCCCAUUGUCAAGAAGCUGGCGAGCCGCCUCAGGAAACUACGGAUCUCCAACUACGUAGAUGGCUCGUCGACGUCCAUCGGAAAGCGGUAUGCGCGGAACGAUGAGCUGGGCACGCCCCUUGGCAUUACGGUUGACUUUGAUACUGUCAAAGACCGGUCGAUUACUCUGAGAGAGCGCGACUCGACAUGCCAGGUGCGAUCAUCCGAGGAGAAUAUCGUACAGGCCAUUAGGAAUCUCGUCGAGGGCGAGGAGACGUGGGAGCAGGUGCGCAAAAGACUGCCGGCCUUUACCAGGGUGGGACAAGAGAACUGA
Messenger RNA from Hirsutella rhossiliensis, 1953 nucleotides. RefSeq names its product anticodon binding domain-containing protein. NCBI's taxonomy places the organism in Eukaryota, Fungi, Ascomycota, Sordariomycetes, Hypocreales, Ophiocordycipitaceae. Gene Ontology annotation, molecular function: ATP binding; glycine-tRNA ligase activity. Bases 1 to 1953 code for a protein of 650 amino acids. The record is from RefSeq and is a predicted model, not a curated record. The transcript is spliced from 3 exons. Gene Ontology annotation, biological process: mitochondrial glycyl-tRNA aminoacylation. Gene Ontology annotation, cellular component: mitochondrion; cytoplasm.